Bradysia coprophila is the source of this 3213-nucleotide messenger RNA. It is a transcript of the gene Pxd, whose product is annotated as Peroxidase. Gene Ontology annotation, molecular function: peroxidase activity; heme binding. Lineage: Eukaryota; Metazoa; Arthropoda; Insecta; Diptera; Sciaridae. The record is from RefSeq and is a predicted model, not a curated record. Gene Ontology annotation, biological process: response to oxidative stress.
GGAGAGUAGUUACAUCGGCGCGUCUACUUGAUUUUUAAAAUUUAUGUUGGUUAUAACGGUUAUUUGAUCGAAUUUUAGUGCAGGCAAGAAAAGUGCAAGUGGAUUUUCUUGCGACAAUAACGAACACCCAGAAAUAAACUCAUUGUGUACUGUAUGAUCAGAACGUUUCGAGUGUUAAUUAGUGACAAAUUUUUUAAUUGAAUUUAAUAUUGUCCGGUACGGCUAUUGUACUGCAACAUAUUUCACCGAAACGGAUAACUCAAUUAAUUCACAAGAUGACCAGGUAUUUAUUAAUUGCUACGGCAAUUAUAAAUACUUUGAGUGGAGCCAUAGCAGUUGAAUCAUACAGUUUCGUGCAUCAUCAUGAACCACAACACCAUUCCUCGUACAACAGUCCUUUCGUCAGCCAUUCGCACUAUUCCGAGCCGGCACCAGCUCGGAAAUAUGGCGGAACUCCAGACGCACACAGUCAAUAUUAUGCACCAUAUCCCCAAGCUCAACACUUGUACGGACCAAUUCGUCCAGCUUAUUUUAGUGGUAGCGCUGCAGGUAUUACAUGUGCCGCCGAACCGGCAUCCUGUGCUAAAUCAAGAUAUCGAACAUUGGAUGGCACGUGUAACAAUUUGCGAAAUCCACUGUUGGGUGCUGCUAAUACCAGAUAUGGUCGGCUGAUAUCACCGAAGUACGGAGAUGGAGUAUCGUCACCAUCUGUUUCGCUGACUGGUGAGGAGCUACCUGCUGCUCGACUUGUAUCGCUUGUCAUUUUUGACGAACAAGAUGUCCCAGAUCCACAGUACACAUUGUUCAACAUGCAAUGGGGUCAGAUCAUGACCCACGACAUGAGCAUGUUGGCCGGUUCGACACAGUCAAAAAAACAUGCAACACGUUGCUGUACCGAUGAUGGCAAACUCAUCGCUAAGACCAACGCGCACAAAACAUGCUAUCCGCUAAUUGUCCCGAAAAAUGAUCCGGCCCACUCUCAGACACAAACCGAAUGUAUGAAUUUUGUGCGAACAUUAACCGAUCAAGAUCAAAACUGUCCGAAAGCUCACAUCCAAGCUGAGCAGUUGACUGUGGUAACGGCAUAUUUGGAUUUGUCGUUGGUGUAUGGUAAUAGUGAACAACAGAAUCAACCUAUUCGAGCCUUCCAAGGCGGCCGUAUGGUCGUUGUUGAACGUGAUGGGUAUGAAUGGCCACCACAAGCAAGGAAUGCGACAGCCACUUGUGAUGUUCAAUCCAGUGAUGAGAUUUGCUAUAUGACUGGAGACGUGCGAACGAAUCAGAAUCCGGGCCUAGCUAUUUUACAGAUCAUUUUAUUGCGAGAACAUAACCGUAUAGCCGAUGUGUUGCAACAUUUGAAUCCGCAUUGGGAUGAUGAGUUGACAUUCCAGGAGGCUAGACGAAUUAACACUGCCCAGUAUCAACACAUCAGUUACUACGAAUGGUUGCCAAUAUUUUUGGGCGCUGAAAAUAUGUUGAAAAAUCGAUUGAUCUACAAAACGAAGCCCGGCAGUUAUGUGAAUGAUUAUGAUCCCACCAUUGAUCCAUCUGUAUUGAAUGCACAUGCAACAGCUGCCUUCCGCUAUUUCCAUUCUCAAAUCGAGGGUCGACUAGACUUGAUAUCCGAAAUUCGAUCGAGCACCGGAGCCCUUCGACUUAGUGAUUGGUUCAAUCGUCCUGCUAUUAUCGAGGCUAAUGAUAAUUACGAUUCAUUGACUCGAGGACAUGCAACCCAACCGCAAGAAUUGACUGACAACAAUUACGACGCUGAAAUUAAACAUUUCUUGUUCCGUGGCAAUCGACCAUUUGGCGGAGACUUACGCGCCAUUGAUAUUCAACGAAAUCGUGACCAUGGUCUGGCCAGUUACAACGAUUUCAGAGAAUUUUGCGGUCUACGUCGUGCUCACGACUGGAACGAUUUCUUGGAUCUCAUAUCGCCGGAACAUGUUUCCAAAUUGCAGACUCUCUACAAUACAAUCGAAGAUGUUGAUUUGACUGUUGGUGGCUCAUUGGAAUCCCAUGUGGAAGGUGCUUUGGCUGGUCCAACUUUCUUAUGUAUUUUGACGGAACAAUUCUUCAGAACUCGAGUGGGAGAUAGAUAUUUCUAUGAAGAAGGCGACAAAGACGUUGCUUUCUCGAGAAGUCAAUUGUCCGAGAUUCGAAAGGCUAGCAUUGCUCGUUUGAUAUGUGACAACAGCAAUCAUAUUGGAUCAAUUCAACCGAAAGCAUUUUUACGAGUUUCCAAAACGAACGAAUUGGUAUCUUGUGCGGAAAUACCAGUUGUUGACCUAUCUCAAUGGAAAGAUUUGUCAGUGCCGAACAUACAAUACCACCACUAUCACGAUUAUGGCCUAAAGAAAUAAGUUGAAAUUGUCGACCGUAUGCAAUGAGUCCUGGUUUUUUCAACAAAUUGGACGUGAAAUGUGUUAUGCUAAAGCAAAAACAAAAAAUCAUUCUAACCGGUAUGCGUCUAAAGAGUGAAACAGCGCCACUUUCUUUGUCCAAAUAAUUUGAUCUAAAAUUCAAUUCGUACAGCCGCUGAAAAUUUCGUGUAGCGUUUGGAAAUGGUGCUUAAACUCCAGCCACCGUUUCGCUGUUCAGCGGCUGUGUUUCACCGUCAGGUGGGUCUAUUUUCAGUGAUUUAAUUCCUAAAAAGUGCUAAAACCUCCUAAAUUUAAGAAUUCCAGAGUUUAAGAAUUUUAGGGAAUUUUUCAAUAAUUUUUAGGAAUUAAGUUAGGCUGUCGCGUAAAUCUUAUUCCUUGCAUCAAGUUUUUAUAAGAAAAAAUCGUUGCACCCUAGACGCACCAUAGAAGAUUUUCCUUUGUUUAGUAUAAAGUUUCACGUCGAUAAAAAGCAAGUUGUUGAAUAUGCCUCGACUUAUUGUACGUAAGUUGUAAAUUUUCAAUUUUUCUUUAAGUUACUUUAAGUAUUGAUUUUCAAUCGGCUCAACGCUCAACCGAGUUGAUUUGACAAUCCAUUUUGAAUGUACAGCUCUCCUUUAUUUAUAUGCUUUAGUGUUUAGGAAAACUUUCAAUUUUUAUGUAAAAAAAACCCCUCUCUGAAAACAGCUUGCCAUUAUUCCUAAUCUUUUAGUGUAAAAUAGUGAAAUUGUAUUAAACAAAAAAAAAAUGGGGAUCAAAUGUUACGUUUCUUGAGGAACGUGGAUGUUGAUAUGCGGAAAUUUUGAUAAUAAAAUCAUUUACUUUAAUUGAA